Messenger RNA from Vitis riparia (riverbank grape), 1677 nucleotides. RefSeq lists its product as uncharacterized. The record is from RefSeq and is a predicted model, not a curated record. The coding region runs from base 249 to 1247 and encodes 332 amino acids. Lineage: Eukaryota; Viridiplantae; Streptophyta; Magnoliopsida; Vitales; Vitaceae. The transcript is spliced from 6 exons.
GUCAGGGGUGUACUCCUUUCAUCAUCCUCUUCAGUCUUCACAAACCCCCAGUCCCACGUUACACCUUCCCAAAACGCAGCGUUUCCCUCUAGCCUUCUCAUUUUCUCCAAUCUGUAACGGAUCCAAAACGCAGCGUAUGAUCAUCCGCUCCUCGGUUUCUCGCGCUUUCUCGCGUUUUCUCGCUCCUUGUCUAUGGUAGUGACAAGGAGAGUUUUGUGAACUUUGACGGGCGAUUCGUCGUUGAAAAAAUGGCGGGAAUAGCAAUACUGUUGGAUCUAUGGAGGAAAAAUCCGAGUUUUUUCUCGGGGCAAACCCUACACUCCUAUGGCUCGUUCUCGGCAACAGCAGCUGCUUCAGCCGCCGCGGCUUCCGUGGCCGCUGCGACUCCGUUUGCCUCUAGGUUUUUAUUCGGUAAUGCUGGUAUUUCAGUUGCUCAAUGUGAUGCUGGUGCAACAUGGAGUGAUGACUACAUUUCUAAACUACGAAGUGCAUCUGCCAAUAUCUUUCAGAAUGAUUCUCUGAAAUACAGUACCAAGGAGUACUAUAUUGAGCUGAAACCCCUAUUCUCGGCUUUUGGAGCGAAGUCUCUUGCAAUGACAUCCUUGAGGUCUUUCCUAAUGUUCUAUUUGCCUCUUUUAGAGCCCCAUACGAACAUGGAGGAUGACGAUGAAGAUUUCCUACAGGAAACACCAGAGGAGAGCCAUGUAGAUUUGGUCGUUCCUUUCAAAAAAUCGGUGAAGCAAAUCAUGCGUGAGACUACUGUUGUAACAACAAGACGGGUUCUAGAAAGACUUGCUGUAACUUAUUUUUCACAAAGGAUGGCAUGGAAACUCCUUAAAGAUGUUCCCAAAUCAGCUGUGCGCAAGGCUGACAGGGGGAUGCCUACCUUAGUUUACUUCUUUCGCAUUAGCAGAACAACUUUUAGAGGACAUUUUCUAGGAGUAGCGGCAUCAUGGCUUGUCCAAGUUGGCAUUGAAAUCUACCGAUUCUUCUCUUGGAUGAUUAACUCUGAAGAAGAGAUUGAUAGGGCUGAUAAGGCUCAAAGAGCCAAGCUUCUAGGAAAGAAAGUUACGUGUACUACUGUCAAAUGUGGUGCAUCACUAGUUUUUGCUUCCAUAGGAGCCGGGAUUGGUGCCACCCUUUUCCGUCCUUCAGCCGGCCAGUGGAUUGGCUGUGCUGCUGGGGACUUGGCUGGGCCCAUUAUUGUAUCAGUUUGCUUUGAAAAGGUUCUUCACGUAGACCUUUAGAAGAGCACAUGGGAUAAGUUGUCUGAUGGAUUCUUGGCACCUGCUUCGAAUUGUGUACUACCCCAAUUUUUAAAGUAUCUGAUGCUUACACUUACGCAUAAAACCAUAUUUGAUCAUAAAUCACUUGAAUCUGGUGUUGGGCGAAAACAGACCCGGCAAGCCAUUCACCAAAUUUUCCUUUCUGGGCAACUACUAUUCCCUCCGUUUACAAUUGUCAUGGUCUCUGAGAAUAAUCAGAACUGGUAUUAAUUGAUUUAAUUGCAAUCAAUUGAUAUGCUUUUGCUGGCGUGUAAGUUUCAUAGGACUGCAUUUUCCUUCUACAGAAGAUUUAUGAUCUGAACUGGCCAUUGGGCACAACGGUGCAUCCGAUUGUUAAAUAAUGGAUCCUGCAAAUAUUUUAAACUAAUUCUAAGCCAUCUUGUUUAGAACA